CAAACAGGCCGACACAGUAAUUAGUGAAAUUCCUCCACGCAGUUACCUACCAUUCAAACUUUGAAAAAAAGGAUCAGUGCCUAAUGGCGGAGCAAAUUCCUUCCAUCUAAUCUAAUAAACCUUAUUUGGUACCAAAAUCAAAAUCAAAGCCCAACAAGAAGCUUCGCUGUGCUGCAAGAAGAAAUUAUGGGUUUGUCGUCUGCUAGUACCACGGCCAGUGCAACCCCAGAAGGACUGCAAUUGUGCAUAUUUGAUUUGAGGAGGGGUCAAAAUGAAGGGCAAGAAUUGGACAAGAUAUUGUUUUUCUUCCCUGCCGAUUUGCCCUUCUCAGCACAAUUCUCUGUGAUUGGGCUCAGUGAAGGACUUAUCACAUUUACCAGAAUCUUCUCUCCAGAGGCUGCUUGUGAAGCCAUUGAAGCAGAGAGGCAUUCGCAUGUUUUUUAUGAGGCGGAACCAGAUAUCUGGAUGGUGAUGGUAGUGGAGAAAAGCAAGGAGUUUGAAGCUAUUUGGAGAAGUGAUGCAUUGAGAAAGGUUCUUAAGGAAGUCCAUUAUCUUUUUGUGAUGUUUCAUGGAUCUAUAAGAGCGUUGCUUGACAAAGACCCUGGUGGAGGACUAACUCGAUCUCAUUUGUACUAUUUCAUCAUGGACUAUCUUGGUGCAUUUCAAAAGCGGUCUCCAUUCGAUGGGUGCUGCUGGGAUUUUCUGGUCGGGAAGAAACUACUGUUACCAUCAUUCCGUGACUGUUUAAAGGAGCGUGGAACCGUACAGAUGCUUACUGUAGGGCGGGAAGCAGCAAUUGAAGUACAGUCGCUUGUAAGGGUGCUCGAAUCUUGUGCUGGGAACAUACCCUGUCACUCACUGAUCUUGUUUCAGGACCUGUUGGUGUCCACAACACUUUCUCCUGAUGACACCGUAAACCUAUUUGCAUAUGCUGUUUUAAGGCUGACUCCCCGUGCUUUAUCCUCUGGAGUAAGUUCCUGGUCCUAUUUACGCAAAGGAGCUACAUCCCAUGUAUCCUCAAGUUCUAUCUUGGCCCGUCCUGGUGGUGUUCCAGAACAAUUUCAAGGCUCAGAUGUCAACUCUCCUGCUGGAGAUAACAAUUAUCGUGUCAUACGGCCCUUGCAGCAGGAUAAGUGGUCCAAAGGGAAGGAUGGUUUUCUUGUCACUGAUAUUUGGGGUGCAGAGGCUAGUAACUUGAUUUCUGCCACUCCAACAGUUUUGCUCCAUCAGACAGAGGAGAGAAUGUAUCUGUGUGCCCAUCAGCAUAAGAGCCUUACCUUAAUUUUUCUCAUUCCUGUUUCUUCAGUGCUAAUUGGGGAUCAAGGUGUUUCUGCGGUGAAGCAGCAAGUUCUUGAAAAUGUAUCCCUAAAGCUGUUGAGAGUUGAAGAGAAACUAUCAAAAGGAUGGGUUGGUGAGAAUGCAUAUCAUGUUAGUGGAUAUCGAUAUUUACUAGUGGACGGAGACAGAAAUGUAUCUAGGGCUUCUCCACCAGGAAAGGUCACAACCCUUACUAAGGAUUCCUUACUUGCCUUAAGUAAGCUUAGAGAAGAAGUUGAUUUGGAAAAGAGUAAAGCACAAUCAAAUAAUGCUGGUCAAGAGAAAGAAUUGGAAGUUAGCAUCCGGGCGAAAAACAAUGCUUGGGUUAUUGCUCGGGUUACAAGAGGGAAGGAACUUUAUAUGGUUCUGGAGAAAGCCAAUGAAACCCUUCUUUAUGCCUCUGAUGCUGUUGAAAAGUUCAGCAACAGGUACUGCAAUGGAGCUUUCUCGUUGAAUUAGGGGAAUUCCUUGGUUUUUGAUAUUCAUAGUUACUAACAUGAUAACACAAAAUGAGGGGUCCUACCUCUAUGCUCCCCAAGCGAUGAAAUGUCAGACCUGGCGUUGUAGAUUUCUGUAAAACAUCACACUUGCUAGGGGAAAAUAAAUAAUUAAAGUUAUGUUCUUUUAUUCAAAGCAUGUUGUAACUUGUAUCCAAUUUUUUAUGUACUUGUAAAUUAUUUUUUGUUUAUUAAUUUACAAAGAAGUAUCAUCUACAAAA
Messenger RNA from Prunus persica (peach), 2035 nucleotides. Its product is annotated as vacuolar fusion protein CCZ1 homolog B. Gene Ontology annotation, cellular component: intracellular membrane-bounded organelle; Mon1-Ccz1 complex. The record is from RefSeq and is a predicted model, not a curated record. The coding region runs from base 187 to 1776 and encodes 529 amino acids. Gene Ontology annotation, biological process: vesicle-mediated transport. Lineage: Eukaryota; Viridiplantae; Streptophyta; Magnoliopsida; Rosales; Rosaceae. The transcript is spliced from 11 exons.